Messenger RNA from Schistocerca gregaria, 473 nucleotides. RefSeq names its product cuticle protein 76-like. The transcript is spliced from 2 exons. NCBI's taxonomy places the organism in Eukaryota, Metazoa, Arthropoda, Insecta, Orthoptera, Acrididae. Bases 22 to 363 code for a protein of 113 amino acids. The record is from RefSeq and is a predicted model, not a curated record.
CGCAGUGGGGCAUCGACAAUCAUGACUCUGAAGGUGUUGCUGGUGGUGGCCGUGGCGUGCCUGGGUCCGUCGCUGGCGGCGUUCGUGGCGACGGCCCCCGUGCUGCACGCCGCCCCCGUGCUGCACGCCGCCCCCGCCCCCGGCGCCGUGGUGGCGGUGCCGGCGCCCGGCAGCUCGGCCGCCGUCGUCUCCACCCCCGGCGGCGUGCGCGUCGCCUACGCCGCCCCCGGGCCCGCCAACUCCCUGGGGCCGGUGCUCUCUGCCGACUCCCGCGCCGCCCUGCUCGGCGUCGCCUACUCCGCCGCCCCCGCCGUCGCCCACAUGACCUACAGCAACGCGCUCGGCAUCAGCUACGCCUACUGAGGCGCCACGCAUUGCUCUCAAUAAAAAGCAAUAUCUAUUAAGCAAGUGCCGUUGUUUAACGAGUAUCUUUAAUUUCUUUAGUACCUCGACGUUCUUAGUAACAGCAGUUU